AUGCCGGCCCCGGGGCCGCCGCCGCCGCCCGGCCAGGCCUUCACCAUCGCGGCGCUGCUGGGCCGCGCCUCGCCGCCGCCUCCCGCCGCCCCGCCGCGCUGGGGGGCGCCCGCCGCCGCCCCGCCGCCGCCGCCACCACCCCCGGCCCCGGCCCCGCCGCCGCUCUGCGCCGCCUGCUGCGGGCCGCCCGCCUGGCCCGCCCGCCUCGGCGCCACCGGCUACCUGCUGUCCAAGUGCUGCUUCCCCAUCUUCAAGGCCAAGGCGGGCAAAGCCAAGCGGGUGCGGACCAUCUUCACCAGCGAGCAGCUGGCCCGGCUGGAGAAGGAGUUUGCCCGGCAGCAGUACAUGGUGGGCGCGGAGCGGUGCCUGCUCGCCGCGGCCCUCCACCUCACCGAGGAGCAGGUGAAAGUCUGGUUCCAAAACCGGAGGAUCAAGUGGAGAAAACAAAGCCUGGAACAGCAACAAGCCAAACUGGCCAAAAUGGGCUUGGCUACCCCGCAGAGGAGCCCGGACUCGCAGAGCCACCAUGGUGAGGAAGACGGGGACUUCCCGGCAGAGGACAGUCGGGAAGACACCACACCGUCCCCUUGCUCAGAGACAGCGACCGCACAGCCCCCUGGACAGACUGUUGCAACGAGCUGCUGAACUGCUUCUUCGGGCCACAUUUCCCACGUGUAUUAUAUUAAUGUAUCAUAGCUGGCAAUGAGUGUAUCUAAUAUAUACAGGGCAGCAAUUAUUUUUGCAGUGCGAAAAUAAAUUAUUUAUGCAACUCUUUGUUUAGAGAGACUU
Dromaius novaehollandiae (emu) is the source of this 789-nucleotide messenger RNA. Its product is annotated as homeobox protein notochord-like. Bases 1 to 645 code for a protein of 214 amino acids. The record is from RefSeq and is a predicted model, not a curated record. Gene Ontology annotation, biological process: central nervous system development; brain development; neuron differentiation. NCBI's taxonomy places the organism in Eukaryota, Metazoa, Chordata, Aves, Casuariiformes, Dromaiidae. Gene Ontology annotation, molecular function: RNA polymerase II cis-regulatory region sequence-specific DNA binding; DNA-binding transcription factor activity, RNA polymerase II-specific. Gene Ontology annotation, cellular component: nucleus. The transcript is spliced from 3 exons.